AUGGGUACUCAAAUUGCAGCUGCUCAGCCUCUUAUACCUGUCGGAAAGGUUCCGAGAACAAUGGUUCCAAUGUCAUGUCGAGCUCCAAUGUGUAACCCUUAUGUGCAUAAUUACGCUCUGGGGAUAGAGUACGAUUUUGGUGGAGGCAAUGGAGUGGAAGACAAUGAUAACUUAACGGUCACUUACGGCCAAGAAUUUGGUAACGUGGACCCCUACUACAGCUUAUUCGAGUAUCAGAAGUACUUGCCAGGAUUAUAUGCCAAUGAGCCUAGUCGACAAAGAGAAAUUUGUGGUUCCGUGACGAUUUUGUAA
Molecule: messenger RNA, 312 nt
Organism: Enterobius vermicularis (human pinworm)
Lineage: Eukaryota; Metazoa; Nematoda; Chromadorea; Rhabditida; Oxyuridae
Source: the annotation of a GenBank genome assembly